AUGAUCGCCCCGCCCCGGCCGGUGUCGGUCAAUUCACUCGCCAGAGCCCCAGCCCAGUUGCCGCUUCCAAGCAAAACAGUCCGCAGCACAAGUGCAGAGAUUCCCUUUCGCGAUAGCCUCUCACUCCCAGUGGAGAUCGAUACAGUCCCCGCAGUCCCCACUUCGUCUGGCCUCGGCAGAGACGAGACUCAGUUCGCGAAUUUGCCUAUUGAAAUUCACGAGAAUAUCCUGGAUCACAUCUUCGGCGAGAGAGCGGCGGCUUCGUCUAAGACUUCCGCGCAAAAUUGGAGCAAGGCUUUUCGUCAUCCGCGGCGCAAGGCACUCUCAAAUCUCGCCUUGAUAUGCCGAGUGUGGACUCCACUCGUCCAGAGCCGCAUCUACAGACACAUCAAGGUCAAAGGAACUCAAGAUGGCCUGGCCGAAUGCGCACGAUGGUUCAUAACUAGUCCACAUCUUAUUCUCCACGUCCGUCAUAUCGAGGUUUGGAUUCCCGUCUGGGGCGACCGAGUCCAUCGACCUCGUGUGUCUCGUUCGAUCGGCCCUGCCCCAUGGGGAGAUCCAUCCGUACAGCUAGAAUGGUGGGCUCAGCCCGAGGCUCAAAGCACAAACGAAAUCCACUAUCACACUGCAUCUCGGACUGCUACACUAGAGGAAAUCUUUGAACUGGCGCAGGGUUUCUUCGCCGCUGCCCGCGUUCUCACACUCGAGGGAGGUCACUGUAAGAAUCCGCCCAUGGUCCAGCAUUUCAGAGGACUUCCCGGUCGCCCUACUUCAUUCUUCAGCUUUCGGCAGCUUCCCGUGCUAAAGAAUAUCGAAACUCUCGUUAUGCGCGGUGCUUGGAACUUGAUGCGCGACUUUGAAGACUGGCAUCACAUUUCACGGGCGCUUCCAGCCUUACGAGAAUGGCACUGUUCUUACGCUCAGCCCCAGCCGAAUGCCUACAUCACCAUGAUGCACAUCUUGAUUCGUCCUCCGCCUACAAUUCGACAUCUUAAUCUGACGCUAGAGGGCUUUUACAACAACAAAGAUGUUACGCAGACCUCAUUCCCCAUUCCCCGAGCUGUGCUUCCGCCAAUCUGCACUUUAAUUGGCCAGUCAGCACCACACCUCGAGUCUCUUUCCUUCACGGGAAGAAUCUGCGCAAGCUUCUUUGAGGCUAUGAAAUCGGAGUUGGGGAAGAUGACAACAAGUUCCCGUCUGAGGUCCCUCGACAUUGUAGUCAAGUCAUGUUGUCGCGAUGAAGCAGCCAACAAGGAAGCUUUCAUGGUACCCCCAACGCCAGAAUUAUCCGGAAUCAACAACAUGAAUUUCAUCUACAUCUUCGAGUCAAUGGUCCUCGAGGCAGUCAAGGGUCUAGCCCGUUUGCCCCAGCUCGACUACAUCCGGAUCCGCUACAUUGACCUGGACUCGACCUGUCCUCUGCUGAAUCCUUACUUCCAACUCUCCAACAAUGAGUGCACGGGUCUAUGGAGUCAUGAAAUUCUCACCGCACUCCAGCUCAACCGACCCAACGUGCACUAUGUCGAACUCGCAGAUGGCAUCUACCCUCAAUAUGGCAAAAACAACCAAAUGGUCGGGGCCAUCUACCCACGAACUCGACCCCAAAGCAUCAAUGCAGCCAUGUACAAAAUAAUCGCCGACGUGAACAAGUUCUAA
Messenger RNA from Penicillium antarcticum, 1656 nucleotides. RefSeq lists its product as uncharacterized. The record is from RefSeq and is a predicted model, not a curated record. NCBI's taxonomy places the organism in Eukaryota, Fungi, Ascomycota, Eurotiomycetes, Eurotiales, Aspergillaceae. The transcript has 2 exons. The coding region runs from base 1 to 1656 and encodes 551 amino acids.